Messenger RNA from Uloborus diversus, 9896 nucleotides. It is a transcript of the gene rl, whose product is annotated as mitogen-activated protein kinase 1-like. The record is from RefSeq and is a predicted model, not a curated record. Gene Ontology annotation, molecular function: MAP kinase activity; ATP binding. Gene Ontology annotation, cellular component: cytoplasm; nucleus. Lineage: Eukaryota; Metazoa; Arthropoda; Arachnida; Araneae; Uloboridae. Gene Ontology annotation, biological process: protein phosphorylation; intracellular signal transduction.
GUGACGACUAGUGUCCGGAAAGUCUAGUGCAGACUUUGUAAAAUGGCUGCUGAAAAUGGGCAGAGAACAACAGAGGUAGUUAGGGGACAAGUGUUUGAAGUAGGACCACGAUAUACUUCACUUUCUUACAUUGGUGAAGGUGCAUAUGGAAUGGUAGUGUCAGCGGUAGAUAAUAUUACAAAGGAAAAGGUAGCAAUAAAAAAGAUUUCUCCAUUCGAACAUCAGACAUACUGCCAGAGAACAUUACGAGAAAUCAAAAUUCUAACCAGGUUUAGGCAUGAAAAUAUAAUUGAUAUAAGGGACAUCUUAAGAGCUCCUACCAUAGACCAGAUGAAAGAUGUAUAUAUUGUGCAAUGUCUUAUGGAGACAGAUCUAUAUAAACUUUUAAAAAUCUAUAUAACUCAAAAAUUGGGAAACGAUCACAUUUGUUAUUUUUUGUAUCAGAUACUGAGAGGUUUGAAAUAUAUACAUUCUGCAAAUGUGUUACAUAGAGAUUUGAAGCCAAGCAAUUUGUUGCUAAACACAACCUGUGAUUUAAAAAUUUGUGAUUUUGGUCUAGCUCGUGUAGCUGAUCCAGAUCAUGAUCAUACAGGUCUCUUAACAGAGUAUGUUGCUACUCGAUGGUACAGAGCACCAGAAAUAAUGUUAAAUAGCAAAGGUUACACAAAGUCAAUUGAUUUGUGGUCAGUUGGUUGCAUUUUAGCUGAAAUGUUGUCAAACAAGCCCAUUUUUCCAGGCAAACAUUAUCUUGAUCAGCUUAAUCAUAUUUUGAAUAUUGUGGGUUCCCCUUCACAGGAAGACAUGAACUGCAUCAUCAAUGAAAAAGCCAGAACAUAUUUGCAAUCUUUACCUAGGAAACCCAAGGUUCCAUGGACAAGUUUAUAUCCUAAUGCUAAUGUCCAGGCUUUGGAUUUGUUAGAUAAGAUGCUUACAUUUAAUCCUCAUAGAAGAGUGACUGUUGAAGAUGCUUUAGGCCAUCCAUAUUUCACAGAGUAUUAUGACCCAGAUGAUGAGCCUGUUGCUGAGGAACCAUUCACGUUUGAAAUGGAAUUGGAUGAUUUACCCAAGGAACGACUAAAAGAACUUGUCUUUGAAGAAACUGUAGCCUUUCAAAGAAGAAUGCAAAUGGAACAUCCACAAUAAUCUUACAGAAAGAAGUGAUAACAUGGGUGCUAUGCACCACUUGUUCCAAUGGAAAAAAAAAAAAGGUGUCAUUAAAAAUUCCUCUUCUUGAAUUCCCAAUGUUUCUCUUUGAAAAAAGAAAAAAAUUGGAAAAAAAAAAGCAAAUUUUACUCAGAGGCCUGGUGCCAAUCUGUAAAACUGCUUAUAAAUGUGAUGUACAGUUUUCUUAUAUCUAUUCUUAUUGCCCUUUAACAGCUGUGCAUUGAUGGACCACUGAGAAAUAAUUGAACACUGUGAUUAUGUGUCUUUAAUAUUGGCAAUUUCUCAAAUGCUGUCUUUAAAGUAAUUAUUAGAUAAUUGUUGGAUUUAUUGGUUGUCAAGUAAUCUUGUCUAAAUUUUCUAGAGUAAGUUAUUAGGGAUGUGUAAAUACAUAAAGAAGCUUAUAUUUUAUGAAAAUAAAUCCUUUUUAUGUAAUAGAAGUUAAGGAGGAUAAAAGAUUCACAGUUCUUAGCUUCUCACAAAAAGGGAGGAGGGAAUCAGGAAUAGAAAGUUCUCUACACACUUUAUUUUCAAAAAAAGAAGGGAGUAGUUAAGCUUUGUCAUUGCAUUAUUUCUGGUCUGUUAUGAGGAACUAUUAAGGAUGUUGAGUUUUUAAAUUUUUUUUUUUUUUUUUUUGGCUUUCCUUUUUUGUUAAAAUACACAUAAUAAAAAUUUCUUUGGCAUUUUUUCAAAAAUUGAAGUGGCAUGCAGUUGUGUAUUUAAUGCGAGAUCGGUAGUUCGACUCUAAUUCGGGCAAACCUAACCUUGCAGCUUCCUAAUGUGUUACCUUCACAAUGCUGCCAGGUUGGGUUUGCCCCGACUAUAGUACGGCAACAGUUUACCUUGAAACAUCUUUGCAGGAUGCGUACGCUCCUUAGUUUUUAUUUUCCCUUUUGGCACUUUUUGUGUAAUUUAUAAUAGUUUUCAUUGCUUCUUUUAAAAACCAACAUAUUCCCUUAAAGCAUAUUCUUGUGCAUCAUUAUUAUCUUUAACACGCAAAUGCACUAAAUACUGUUGUAUUUUUACUCGACUAACUUUCAAAGUUAUAGUUAAAUAAGAGUGCAAACAAAAAUCAUGCAAGUUAAUGUUUAUAACAAUCAAUAUUCUUAACUGUUUUUGAAACAAAUUUAACAUUAUUCUCAUACAGUCAUUUAUUUGGCAUUAGUCUAAUAUCAGAUUCUGCUUUUUUUUUUUUGGAAGGCUAUUAUUAAGAGUACCACAGAAAAUAUUGUAUAUCCAUAACCUAGUAAACUGAAAGUUUUUACCAUAUUCUGUAGUGACUACACUUAAUUUAUGCUGGUUGGUUGGCAUCUCAAUAUUGUUGGAUCAUCAAAAUACAUAUUCUUGUACUGUAAUGCUGAGACUUAAAAUUUUAUACCUACUAUUCCAUCUAUUUCUGUAACUUUUUUUUUCAAAGUAUAAAGCUUGCACGUCUGUCAUUUUGCCUAGUUUGUUCAAGAAUUUUUGUUCACUUCGCACCUGAGAUCAGUAAAUAUUAUUCUAUAAAACUAAAUUCUUUUCUAUUGAUUUAUAUCUUAGGCCAUAUUGAGAAGGAGUGGUACAAGAUAAAAUUUAUGAAUUACAUUGAGAAAAUAUGUAACGGACAUUGAGAAUAUAUAUAUAAUGGAAUGCAACAGUUGUCAUUUAUUGUUCCCACGGGUCUUGCAUUUCAUUUUGCUGACUGGGGCUAUAAUCCCGAAGUUUGCUGUGGUUGCUCUUAGGAAAGGAAAGUAUCUAGAUACAUUUUUUAAUAUUCAACUCCUUGUUGCUUAUUGAAUAUUUCAUGAGAAAAUUAGGUAUGUGGCACAUACAAGAAAUAAUACUAGAAGCUGUUAAAGAAAUACAAAGUUUAGAAACUUGGUUUAGAAAUAAUUCUAGUAUUUCUAACAUUUGCAUAAUGUGUUUAUGCUAGUGAGAUUUUGAGAAAAAAAUAUUUUAUGUAUAAAUAAUUUUAAAUUGGCAUAACUAUAAGUAUUUUAGUUCUCAUUGAUCCCUGUCCCACUUUUAUAAUAGCAAUUGCGUUAAGGCUGGAUCCAAUUUCAUUCAAAACUAUUAACAUUGGUGUAUGGUACUGUAAUGUUGUAUGAUGUUUUUGGAUAAGUACUUCAAAAAUGAGAUCAGUUUUUAAUUUUUAAUUUAAAAACAAUGUAUUGAUAACCUUUUUUCUUUUCAUAUUUAUAAGCUGGAUAAGAAUUAUUUGACCCCCACCCCCUCCAAAAAAAAAAAAAACUCAUGAAUUAGCUAAGUUCUAUACCCCUCAGAAAAAUCACAUUCUGUUGUAAAUCAAAAAAGAUGAUUUGUUUUCAAAUUAUUUCAUAAAUUCAUCUCUCAAGUUCUUAAAGACUUCAUGUUCAUAUGUAAAACCAAUUAAUUGAAAAUGUUGAUAAUCAACAGUGAAUAUUCUAAGAUUUUAUUUCAUGCUUAGACUUUCAGAGGAAUUUUUUCAAACACAAGUAAAUGAAAACAGUUCCAGCAUUUAUGUCUGUUAUAUUUAGUGUUGGGUACAUAACAUUUCCACUACUGAUUUACCCAUGUAGUAAAUAAUAGUUAGUUCCUUUACAAUGUUUAGUAAAAUCAUAAAUAACAAGACUUCAUCAGAACAAAAAGGUUAAGAUAUAAAUAGCUGUAUUACUAGUAAGUUGUGCAAAGUGAUUACUUGCAUAAUUUUAAUAUAUUUUUUGGUUGGUUUCUUCAAUGAAAAGCUCAUUUAAAUUUUACAAUUUCGAAUAAAAUGCAUUUCCAUGUUUAUUUGUAAAUAAUUUGUAUAUAUUUUGUACAUAUAUUUAUAUUUAAGAAAAAGCAAGUUCCUUAUAUAGCUAUUAUUAUUUGUUCAAUUUGCAUUACUUUGUGAAACAUUUAUAUUGGCUUAUUUUUUUCAAUUUUAUCUUUAAAAAAAAUUCUAAUGGAAGGAUUCUGGCUUGAUUUUAAAUAUCAUCACAUGUGUUUAGUAAUAAAUACUUUUUUAAUGAGUAGUUGCUACACAAGAUUACAAGUUGGAUUUGUAAAGACCAAUUCUAAUGGUAUUUUCAUGCAAAACAAAUUUUAAAGUUCAUUUUUUUAAUAAUUCAAUAUUAUUGUUCUUACAGGUAUUUGCCUCAGUUAAAAAACCAUAAGCUUUUAAAGAAAAGGUUUUUUUUUUUAAAUAUAUCAAUCUAUUAAUAAUAGUUUGUAUGUUUUAAAAUUUCAGUACAAGGAAAAUUUAAAAUGCUAUAAUUAGUUGAAUUUUUUUUUUUAGCAAAUAUGCUUUUAACGUAAUUGUUUUUUAGGGGGAGGGGGGUCUUAAUUCAAAUAAUUCUAUUUCCUGGUGUAUUUGGGACAUUAAUUUUACCCUUUAUGUUGAAUAGUUGCAUCAAAGCUACUAAUUUAACUAAUGGUUUCGUAAAUUAGUGGUAACUUUGUUAAAAUGAACUUUCUUCUGAACAUUAGCUUGUAUAAUGAUAAAGCUAUGCGUUAUAAAAUUUUAAUAAAUAGUUAUUUAUGCUCAUAAUAGCAGACACUAGAUGUAUUCAGUGUUCUGGUUGUGCUGUGAAUUAUUUUAUUUUUUUGUUAUAUUCUAUUGUUGAACAAAAUCUAUGCCAACAUAACUUGUCAUACACAGAAAAAAAAACUUCUUUGGGAAGAGACUUAUUUAGUAAAUGAAGUAGCAAAUAUAUAUACAUAUAUAUCUACCUUCCUGAAAAAUGGUCAAAUCAGCUCUACAAAGAAAAACGUAAAUAAUAAUCUGUCGUCAAUCAUUAAAAACUUUUUUUUAUUCAAGACUUUUCAUGUAAGGUAUAAUUCAUAAAAUACUGUAUAGAAACAAAGCAUAAAUUUCUUGUUUCUUGAUUUUACGUACAUAAUUUAGUCCAUGUUUACAUGCAUCAAUAGUUUUUAUAGUAAUAAUUUAAGAACAUGUUUUAUAUUUGCACAUCCCUAAACAAUAUUAAUUUCUGUACUAAGAAUUCAGUUUGUCUUUUGAUAGUGUAUCUAUUUUAUGUGCUUAGUUUAAAAGGGAAAAAAAUAGGAAACUGUUCAAUUUAAGCAAAGCAUUUUUUUAUUUUGUGUUUUUUCACUUUUUCAUGAUUUUGUAUUAUAUCUAACAUGUUGAUCUUUUAAGUUUUCAUGCAUUUUUUUUAGAAAAGUGGUUCUUAUUGUUUUUUUUAAAACUAAGUCAUACUGUUGUUCUUGAACAUUUUCAUUGUACAUUUAUCCUGAACAAAAAUUAGCCAAAUAUAAAAAUAAAAUGUUACUGUAAAUACUAUUUCUGAUUUCUAGUGAUUUAACUUAAAAUUAGUGGCAGAGAGUUAAGUCGCUCCAGAGACAUUUGAAAUAUUGACUGCUACUAAAAAUGUCAUGUUUAUAGAAGUAUAAUGAAGGCAAUGCUACUAUUUCUGAAUGUAUAAUUUUCUUUCCCAGUUCGUGGAACAUAUAGCUAGUGGUAUUUAAAUCACAAAUGUUACUGUCAUUAUUAAUGUUUUAUGCUGGGAAAGUUUUAAUUACAAAUGCAUUGGAGUACUAAAUUUAGUACAGAACCAAAAAAAUUUUUGAAAAGAAAUAAUGGUGCUAUCCAAAUGUAAUUGCAGCAAUAGUCAUGUAAGAGGAUAUGUUUUUAUGUGCAUUAGGAAACCCCACUCUGAAAGAGACUUUCAUAACAUUUCAGUUUAACUAUAAAAAAGGAAGAGAAAAAAACUUUUAGUAGUGUGUUAGAUCUUUCCGUUUCAAAUGAGCAACAAAUGAAAAUGAUGAACAAACAAAUAUUCCUAUCUAAAUAAUUUCAUGAGGGAUGAUGCACAAAUUGAAAAAAAAAGGGCAUGUAAAAAUUGGGACGUUUUACUUUUGUGUGAAAUGCUGAAUUUUAUGGUUUUCAUCAGUUCAAAUUGUCUCGCAUCUUAUCAUUUUGGUCAUAAAGAAAUAUUACAAUGUGAUGGGGUUUUUUUUUAAAGAAAGCCAUAACUUAGAUAAUGUGAAAACAGUGUGAUCUAUUAUGUAAAAUGAUCACAAACUAAUGCGGCACCAUAAAAGCACAAACUAGUUACUGUGACAAGUGUAUGAGCUUGCUAAUGUUUCUUCCGAGUUCAAAAUACUUUGUUUUCAAAAAUAACUAAUUGCCACAAAAGGCAACCAUUCCUUCUCCAGUGAAACAAAAGUAAAUUUUCCUCCCUCUUCUGAAAAAAAGAUUUUUUUACACAUAAUUUAGGGGAAUACAGUAACCCCUUGAUUUAACGAUUGACAUGGAACUGGAAAAAGUUAUCGUUUUAUCAAGGAUAUAGUUAAAUCUUGACAUUCAAUGCACUCAAAUCCAGACCAGUAAAAUGUAUCAUCAAAUUGAGCAAAUCAUUCAAUUGGGUAUCGUUAAAUCAAAGUCAAACUAUAUAUAAGAAGGUAUACAUAAAAAUUAAAGUUACUGUUUUUUAAUGUUGAGAAAACUUCAAUGGUAUAGGCAUUAUUAGUUACUGUUGCUUCCUGCUAUCAGUGUACUUAUUCACUCUAUCCUAGUUUGAACAUUUGUGAAAAAGACGCAUUUAAAAUUAAGAAAAAAAAGUUAACACUGAUUGAGUAAUAUACCUUCGUCGAAAAAAUACACGAUUAUUGGGUGUAUCAAAAAUUAAUUUAGGUUACUAUAAAAAUGACAAAUAUUAGCAUGUGAAAAACUUGUAUUUUGCCUUUUACAUCAAUAGUAAAUAAAUGUUUAACUUCCAAGUAUUUUAUGAAAUUUGUGCAUAAUGUACAUCAAUCUUUUUAAAGAUAAUUGAUGAACUUUCAGCUUUUUUGUGUUGUGCCACUCUGAGAGUACUUCUUUCAACAUUAAAAUUAAAUACAACCUUUAUGAGCUGUACUUAAAAAUUGGGAUAUUGUUUUGUUACUGCCAAAAAAAAAAAACACUAUUGAUGGCCUUAUACUUUUCUAAACUGAUGCUCAUUCAAUGUGCUUGUAAUUGUUUUUAUUCAUCUAUUAUUUUCCAAAUUAGCUACAUAACAAGCUCCUUACCUACAGUGCUAUUAGAUGUAUUUUAUUUACUGGUGCUUAUAUCACCUCUGUUUUGCUGGAAAUUCUCUAGAAAAAGGAAUUCAGUUUCUUCUUUUUGCAGAAUUAAAAUAAUAGUAAACAAAUAAUUAAUUCCUUUCUUGAAAAAAAAAUUGCCAACUUCAAGUAACAUAUUAAGAGGAUUUAUAUUUGUAAUAGCCUGCCUAUAGUGCCUUAUCUUGUGCACUUUAUAUACAUUUCAGUUUAAAUUAUCUGCACUUCAUUUUUUCCCCACAUUCAAAUUUUUAAUAUUAGCAUUUUGUUCUAGCAAGCAGGUUUUAAUAAUGCAUUGCAUUACAAACACACAUGAGAAUGUAUGCAUAUAUAUUGUUUGAACAACGUGAUUUUCUGUGCUAGAAAAUUGUCAAGUCUGACAAAAAUUAAGCUCUUCUGCACAGCUGCACUAUUAUGACACUUUGUAAACUUUGCUGUCUUUACAUGUUUUCAAAUGUGUGUUUUUUGGAAUCAUUAACUACUAAAUUUUCCUUGGAGAAUCUAUAUGUAUUGAAUAUGUAACAUUUUUGUCUACAAUAUUGUUGUUCACUUUUUUUAAAUCUAAAUCUUGCAAUAAUUUUAUCAGUUGAAUUUUUCAGCCUCAGUGUUAUUCAAAUAGUUUUUUUGUUACUCGGCAAACGUUAAUUCCUUUUGAAAUAUUUUCCCUGCUACUUUAACAUUUUUCCAGAAAUUUUCAGUAUUUUUUAGCAGCUGCUUAUCUAAGUCUCUACUUAUUCCAUACAUGGCAUUUCAGAAAUAUUUAAUCUUCAAAAUAAUCAAUUGUAGAGCAGUAGAGUGUUUACUGCAUUAUUUUUUUUUAAGACAAUGUCCAACUACAGCGUAAUUCAGACAUCGUCCGCGCACCACGUUCGCCAUGUUAAGCGGACAGACGUACGUUUUCCAAAAAGGGAGAAGCAUUCAGAAGCAUUCUAAUGAGUAAAGCUCAUGUCAGUACUCUCACCCAAUAGAGACCGCGCUCAUCUCAUGGAGACCAAUGAAUUGCGACUACGAACUCUACGGAUGUCAGAUAUCUAGCUUCUCGUCCCGUUGAUGGAUCCCAUACAACACGGCUUACUGUCAUGGCAACGCAGAUCGAAAACUGGUUUUAGGGAGAAAAAAAGCUUUGCUCACGUGCGUACGGGCGACGUGUGAAUGUUGCUUGAUAUGUCCUAUCAAUCAUGAGCUGUAAAAUCUAUUAGAAAAAAUAUGCUGAAAUCUUCAUUUUGUCGAAAUUUUGCACCAUCCAUAAUGUUUUAUAACUAACUCGAGGAAACUCAAAAAGUUUCCAAAGAAUGCAUAUGACUGUGUUCCCAUGAUUUAAAUAAAUGCUCAUGCCCUUCAUGAAGAGCAUAAAAAAUGAUGGGCUUAGGUUUCAUUUUUUAUUCCAAGAUUUUUUUUUUUUUGUAGUUGAAUGAAUUCCAAGCCUGUAAAAGAGUACAUUCCUCUGCUUAUAAUUAAGUUUUUCUAAAUGUGUAUAUGCACUGAAGAAAAAUCCAGUUUUAAAACUGGGCUCUUGUUUAACGUAGUACUUUAAUGAUAAGAAUUGAAAAUUUCAGUAAAAAAUGUUCCUUAUGGGUUGGGCAAGUAAAGCAGUUUAUCCGGAUCUCGUUUGGAGUUUUGAACAAAAUUAUAUCCACUUAAAUAAUUCUAAGUUGUGAUAGCAAGAACGGAACAAACUAUAAAUACUUGCUCUUUAUUUUGAUUAAAUGUAUGGACUCCUGCAUGGGCCACGCAAUAAAAGAUAUUUCAUCUAAUAAACAUGGAAUUUUUGGAGUAUCAGUUAGAAACCACUGCAGCUGAAGUGUUAGCGAGUAACAAUCCUAUGCAUUUUUGUUAUGAAGCAUAGUUUUUAGUUGUAAUAAAAGAUUGUCUUUUAUUUACAAAUGUGUUUUGCUUAUUACCCAGAUUUUCGUUGAUCCGGAUAAACGAGGUUCUACUGUAUAAUAAAAUAAACAAUAUUUUCCUCAUAAAAGGAAGGGUAAUUCCAUGUUUUAAAUAAUCAUGUGACUAGGCAUUAAUGGUUGCGUAAGUCAGCUAAAUUUGUGUACGUAAACUUCUUUUAAGACGACUCUGCUGCUUUUACAGCUAUCGGUAAAAGAUUCUACACAUAUGAAGCAGUGAGAAGCAAAGGGAUGUAAGUGGUAUUUAUAGUUUCGAGGAAAACUCGUUUAAAGAUAAGAUCCUCGUUAGGCUUUCAUUGAAUUUUUUUUCUAAAUCAUGCUAUACAGCAGCGCCUACCAGGGCUACUAGUGCAAUCUCUUGACCCAAGACAGAGGAGAGAUUCACCUGCCAUUUGUACUGGUUAUCUCUAAAUUUUUAAUUUUGCCACUUACAUCCCUUUGCUUCUCACUGCCUCAUAUGUGAACAUUUCUUUAAAAAAAAAAUUGAAAAUCAUCAAUGUUCUGUAAUGACAUUUAAUCAUAGUAGCAUCUAAUUUCACAUUUUCAGUAACCAAUGUAAUCUUAACUGGGAAAGGUACAAAAAAUAUUUUGCCGUACAUAAUGUACCUGACUGCAUUUUUGAACGAGUUAUAGAUACAAUUUCUAGAAUCAUGUGUAGUGAGUGCAUCUUGUGGCAGAGAAUAUGAAAUAAUUUUCACAGUUUUAAAUUGUGCUCUAAUUGCGUUGAUGUUUAUAUGUAUAUAAUCUAUAUAUAUAUAUAAUUAUGCCUUUUGAACUUUUUAUCUAAUUUGAUUAUAUAUUUAUUUCUUGUAAUUUUUUGUUCAAUAAAAGUGUGUA